This is a messenger RNA of Columba livia (rock pigeon), 4991 nucleotides long. RefSeq names its product nephronectin (gene NPNT). The record is from RefSeq and is a predicted model, not a curated record. The transcript has 15 exons. Bases 1347 to 3128 code for a protein of 593 amino acids. Gene Ontology annotation, cellular component: membrane. NCBI's taxonomy places the organism in Eukaryota, Metazoa, Chordata, Aves, Columbiformes, Columbidae. Gene Ontology annotation, molecular function: calcium ion binding.
GACAUUUGGCAGAUACAACAAGCACAGCUGGGAACCAGACAUCACGCGUCUUGAAGCCACUGCGUUUGGAAAAGGAAGCAGCACAAAAAGGCCUAGAAAGUGAACUGCAUGUGGAGCACCACAAACUGUACUUGUAAUGUGUCAUUAGGCAGCUUUUGGUUCUACUGAGGAGUUUCUGGAUCUAAUGACUGUGCAUGGAGUCAUCUGUCUGUGAAGGUUUAGAAAAGAGUUGGUCUUAUUCAAGGGAAAGUGAUUUCCUUUUUAGUAAAGCUGUCUUGGCUGCUUUCACAUUGCAUUCAUGAUCAAAACUGGAUUUGCCUUCCUAAGCAGAGCAGUGAUCAGCCAACAGUGCACAUCAGAAAAGAUCAGAUUUAAGGUGUUAAUGAAGAAGGCUGUGCAACAGGUGGUGGCUUGGCCUUGCUGAAGAAUACCACACUGCUGGAGGAAGAUGAUUUUUAAUAAAAGUUCAUCAGAAUACUUCGGGCAUCAUUCUGCAUACCAAAAAUGUAUUCUAACUUACCAAUCUUUUAAAAAGACUUAAAAAUUCUCUUUAAAUAUUACACAAGAGCUCUGUAACAAAGCAUUUGAAAGUGUCUUUAGUUAAAGAAAGCAAACCUCUAAUUAUCCAUUGACCGGAUAACGGGAGCUAGUGACAAUGUCAGCAAAUGGAUACUUCACUGCCACCAAUGCUAAUGGAAGUGUGUUGCUUCACAUUCUCAAGAAACGUGAUGUCAGAAGAAAUUUUUAAGGACAGUUCAUGUGUCUCUAUGCAUCAUCUUCAUUGAUUUUAUAUUCAGUUUAAAAUUUGAGCCAUGUUGCAGUUGGGGAACCAUUAGAAAGGAUCAGCCACAGUCACGUUACUGUAAAACAAAAAUAAAUAUUCUGUGCUCUGAAUAGUAGGCAGUUUUCUACCCUAAUUUAAAAUCAUCUUUUGACACUAACACAACGGAAAAGAGCUCCUGAUGAGAUUUUUACUGCAUGCUUAUGGGUUUGAUACAUUUAUGAAUUCUGCCAUGGAUUAAUUUAAAUAUAUCUGAAGUGUGGUCAGUAUCAACGUGUGCAUGUGGGAAACAGAAUUAAAAACAAUAGGUAUUGAAGGAAAAGGAAGGAUUCUGAAAUAUUUUGUUCUUCGUGAAACUUAUCUCUAAAGGGUCUAAAUGUGAAGACUGAAGGGAAGCUGCACACUUAGUUGGAAACAGGAAGGUUGCUACAGUAGACAUGCAUGCAGCAGAAUGGAAAACGGGUAUGGAAUGCAGAGCUAGAACAAAAAAUACCUGGAGUGAGCCCUUUGUAUUUUCCCAGGGAGAUACAGCUGGUAGUUGCUGAAUGGAGCAGACAUACAAGUCAUGGGAAUGUGGCCCAGACAAAUGGUCUCCUCCCCAGGACUGUGUCGGUUUGGGAGUAGAAUUGACUGCUGCUGGGGCUGGGCCAGGUUGUCCUGGGGGCAAUGCCAACCUUUCUACGUCUUAAGGCAGAGAAUAGCCAGCCUAAGGUGCCAGCCCAAAGCUAUAUGCCAGCCAGGAUGCAAACAUGGUGAAUGUGUUGGGCCAAACAAGUGCAAGUGCUACCCGGGAUACACUGGAAAAACCUGCAACCAAGAUGAGCAGCUCUAUACAAGUCCCCCUGAUCAGAGCAGUGAAGCACUUCUGUUCCACUUUCUGGAUGAUCAUGAAAGAAAUAUAGCAUCAAGGGAUCUAAAUGAGUGUGGACUAAAGCCACGGCCGUGCAAACACCGGUGUAUGAAUACCUACGGCAGCUACAAGUGCUACUGUUUGAAUGGCUACAUGCUUAUGCCAGAUGGAACGUGCUCAAAUGCCCUUUCUUGCUCCAUGGCAAACUGUCAGUAUGGCUGUGAUGUACUGAAAGGUGAAGUCCGCUGCCGCUGCCCUUCUCCGGGUCUCCAGCUAGGGCCCGAUGGCAGGACUUGCAUAGAUAUUGAUGAAUGUGCUACUGGGAGAGUUAUCUGUCCACGAUUUAGGCACUGCGUCAAUACUUUUGGAAGCUACAUUUGCAGGUGUCAUAAAGGCUUUGAUCUAAUGUACAUUGGAGGCAAAUACCAAUGCUAUGAUAUUGAUGAAUGUUCCCUUGGCUACCAUCAGUGUGGCAGUUUUUCACGAUGUUACAAUACACCAGGAUCCUACAAAUGCAAGUGUAAAGAAGGGUACAGAGACAAUGGAACAAACUGCAUACAAAGGCCGGUGACCAGGCCAACAACUCGUCCUACACCUGGGCCAACAACUCAUCCUACACCCAGGCCGACAACUCGAUCUACACCCGGGCCAACAACUCGACCUACACCCGAGCCAACAACUCGUCCUACACCCAGGCCAACAACUCGACUAACGCCAAGGCCAACCACUAGGUACGUGCCGAUGACAACAAGGCCGGUGACAACAAAGCCAGUGACAAGGCCUGCACCGCCAACACCACCGCAACCUACAACAUUAAGACCCACGCUACCACCUCUGAUGACAACUGAAGAGCCUUCACAUGUUCCUGUUGAAACUACAUCUUCCCGAGGAAUUACAGAUGACAACAGAAUCCAGGUAGAUCCUCAGAAACCCCGAGGAGAUGUGUUCAUUCCACGCCAGCCUGGAGUGAGCAAUAACCUGUUUGAAAUACUUGAAAUCGAAAGGGGAAUUACCGCCGAUGAAUUUGAAGCCAACGAUGACCCAGGAGUGCUGGUGCACAGCUGUGAUUUCGACAGCGGACUGUGCGGCUGGAUGAAGGACAAAGACGACGACUUGCACUGGGAACCAGUGAGAGAUGUGUCAGGGGGACAGUAUCUCACCAUCUCUGAGCCCAAAGGCCGAGAAGGAGGAGUUGCACAUCUGAUCCUGCCGCUGGGUCCCGUGGCUCAGGCCGGCGACUUGUGCUUGUCCUUCAGGCACAAGGUGCCCGGGCGGCAUUCCGGUGCCCUCCACGUCUUCGUAAGGAAAAACGGAGCUCACGGACCAGCUGUUUGGGGAAGAAAUGGUGGGCAUGGCUGGAGACAGACACACAUAACUUUACGAGGACUGGGCAUCAAGAGUGUUAUUUUCAAAGGGGAAAAAGGGAAAGGAAGAACUGGGGAUAUUGGACUAGAUGAUGUGAUCUUGAGGAGAGGACGCUGCUCUGAGGAGCAUUAGCAAAGACUGGACCAGCAGAGUCUUCUCUCACCCUUCUCGUGCUAUCCCCACCACGCUCGGAAACAGAACGACAUGAAAAACAAGCUGGAGAGUGACAACUUGCCAGUGGUCUGCCAAGUGCAAACUCACUGCAACUGAAAAACACACCUCCCAGGAUUCAGGAACUCCAAUCCUGCGCUGGCUGUUUCUAUCAACCCUUACCCCGAAAUCAUAUUUUGUGUGUAAUAACUUCAGCCCCUGUUGAGCCCGGUGAGUGCUCACACCAAGAGCACUUGUGGAAAAGGGAGAAUUACAAAUGCUGGCAACAGCAAGCUCCAGCUCAGACAGUUUUAGAGUUAGCUGAUAGUUGUUUUCUUCCCCUAAGUGCUACUCUUCCAUUGAUUAGAUGUGACAGCCAGUGACAUUGAUCCAGCUUCUGAGUCACCUCAGGUUAACAGAAACCUGGACCUGAGCUUUGGCUUCCUGUCAUUGACCUCUGAAGAAGGGUUUGCUUCAUAUUAAAUAGCAUUUAUUUUGGUGUAUUAACUGUAUUAUUAUUACCUGUAUUAACAAAAAGCUUUUCUAUAGAGUAGGCCUUGCAUCCUGUAAUAUUGCUCCUGCUGUGUUCUGUGUAUAUGUGUAUGGUUAGUAACAUAUUUAUGGUUUUAAUAUUUAGAGUUGAGAGGUAAGGGGCAGCUGUGUUUGCUUACUGUACAAGACAGGAGUUCAGCACAUCCUUUGAUCCCGCUGGUCGUGCCAGUAGAUGCGCUACCAAAGUACGUUAAUGGUGCUCACUGAAAAACGCUGGUGCAGUUUUUCAUGUUGUAAUAUGCUGAAGGCAAAAGACCAACCCCUUACCUGCUGUAAACCGGCAUCUGCUAACGCUGUACGGGUUUGUAUGGAGCUCGGGAAGUUCUCGGUCCUGCCAGAAGCUCCUGGUUCAGCUGAGGACGGAGCAGCCUGGAGAAGACAACUUGACUCCUGGUGGCACCUCCAGGAACGGUCCCUCCCCGCCAUCGGUACAAACCUGCGCCUGAGCAAACGGGGCAGCUGGGUCAGUGCUGUACGGACAGUCCCCACCGUGAAACGCCUUGAGCGCUCUUUGUCACAUGUCCCUAUUCCGGCCAACCCUCCUGUAUAUAAUAAACAUUUCAUUCUUUAGAACAACUCUUAGCUCUAGCUGGAACUAAGUAUUUAUCAGAACUUUGGACUGAUUCUUUAGUUACGUAUCUAAUGCAUGUGGUGUGCAGUUUCCCAGGGAAUUCUUCUGUUUGGUUUGUGAUUUUUUAAACAAGAAACAUUAUCAAUCAUCACUGCUGCUAACAGUUCUAAAUUGGACAAAUUGUAAAAUUCAGUAAAAUGACAAGAGACUGAUAAAAUGUUGUUAGUGCUACAACCUUAAAGCUUCAAAAAUGUAUAUAUAGAAGAAAUAAGUCUCAGAUCUUUUAAAUACUUAAUGUAACAUAAACAUCGGAUUCAUAUCAUGUUAUACAGCCAUCAUUAAAAACCAAUCAUGUUAAGCCUUGCUUGAAGUCCACAGAAAUACGAUUGCAAGCCCAUUAGAAGUCACCUUCCAAACCCCCAUUUCUGACAAAAUUCUAUUUUGAAAAUACUCUUCCAAUUUGGCCCCCAGGACAAAGCACAGUCUGUGUAGCAAAGUUACUGUUUGACCAAACAGACCGUCUCCUGCAAAACUGUAUUAAACAUUUUGAAAAGGAAAAAACAAUGCGUUUGUAAACAUUUUUAAACUAUUUUACUUCAAAUAUGAUCGUGAUCUUUUUCUCUUACGUUACUUUGUAAUGUGUCAGAAAUAUUUGUGAAUAAUUGAAAUACCUUGUCCUUAUUUUAAAGUAACCAGUAAAGGAGGCUGUUACUUGCUACUAA